Molecule: messenger RNA, 1229 nt
Organism: Vigna radiata var. radiata (mung bean)
Lineage: Eukaryota; Viridiplantae; Streptophyta; Magnoliopsida; Fabales; Fabaceae
Product: coatomer subunit beta'-3
Exons: 11
Coding region: 76-999 (307 amino acids)
Biological process (GO): intracellular protein transport; intra-Golgi vesicle-mediated transport; retrograde vesicle-mediated transport, Golgi to endoplasmic reticulum
Cellular component (GO): COPI vesicle coat
Molecular function (GO): protein binding
Source: RefSeq, a predicted model, not a curated record
UCAAGUCUCCUCACACCUCUUUCCCUAUCUGCAUUUUCUCUUAACCCUCCUAUUUGGUGCUACCAAGUUUAUAAUAUGGAACAAACCCUCUGCUUUGAAUUUGAGCAUGAAUUUGUCCAAAACACCGAAAGAGUAAAAUCUGUUGAUCUACAUCCAACUCAACCAUGGAUUCUACUGGGUUUAUAUUCAGGAACUGUUUCUAUUUGGAAUUAUCAGACAAAGUCUGAAGAGAAGUCUUUAAAAGUCAGCGAAUCCCCUGUGAGAUCAGCAAAGUUCAUUGCUCGGGAAAACUGGAUUGUUGCAGCUACGGAUGACAAAUACAUUCGCGUCUACAGUUAUGACAAAAUGGAAAAGAUUGUCGAAUUCGAGGAACAUAAAGAUUAUAUAAGGAGUUUGGCAGUUCAUCCUUUCUUGCCAUAUGUAGUGUCAGCUUCAGAUGAUCAAGUUCUAAAAUUGUGGAAUUGGAAGGAAGAUUGGUCUUGUGUUGAGAAUUUUGAAGGCCAUUCACACUAUGUGAUGCAGGUGGCAUUUAACUCACAGGAUCCCUCUGCCUUUGCUAGUGCAUCCCUUGACGGCACCUUGAAGAUUUGGAGUCUUGAUUCCUCAGUACCAAAACUUACCCUGGAAGGACACAACAAAGGAGUGAAUUGUGUUGAUUAUUUCAUAAGCAAUGGCAAGCAAUAUCUUUUAAGUGGCUCUGAUGAUUACACUGCCAAGGUUUGGGAUUAUCAGUCUAGAAACUGUGUGCAGACACUUGAAGGACAUGAAAACAAUGUCACUGCCAUAUGUGCUCAUCCUGAGCUCCCUAUAAUAUUAACAGCUUCAGAGGAUUCUACUGUUAAAAUAUGGGAUGCUGUCACUUACAGGCUUCAAACCACGUUGAACUUUGGUCUUGAGAGAGUAUGGACUAUUGGCUACAAGCAAGGAUCAUCUAAGCUUGCUUUUGGAUGUGACAAAGGCUUCGUCAUCGUUAAGAUUUCAGAAGGAAGAAUCCAAUAAGCCAACCUCUGGUAGCCAGAAGACAAGUAGUUUGCUGAGCUUAACCGCUAAGAGAGCAUGAUAUUCUGCAGUUAUAUUAAAGUUUGGUUCUAAGUUGUUCCUAGAAUAAAUUAAUUUAGAAUCUAUAUCUUUCAUUAUGUAAUGUAAUAUACUAGCUAGUGUCUGAUUGAUGUGUUUUCGUUUUGUGUGAUGUGUUCAAUAAAAUGUGUAAAAUAGUUUGAGGAACUUAA